Callorhinus ursinus (northern fur seal) is the source of this 765-nucleotide messenger RNA. NCBI's taxonomy places the organism in Eukaryota, Metazoa, Chordata, Mammalia, Carnivora, Otariidae. The record is from RefSeq and is a predicted model, not a curated record.
AUGAACCACAGCUUGGACCCGAGCCAGGGGGGCGCCCCGAGGCUGCACCGGCCCCCCGGGGAGCGGCAGGGCCCGGGCCGGGAGCCUCGCCCGCCGCACCCCCCCCCCCGCCCCCGGGGCAGCGACAGUCGCCACCCCGCGGGUGAGCGGCCGGGCGGGGAAGGGUUAAGCCCACCGAGCUCGCGGCGGCCUAGAGCGGCGGCGGCGGCGGCGCGGGGGCCGGGGCGCGGGGCGCGCGGGUGGCGGGCGGGGGACAGGAUGCGGAUGCCGGGGGGACUUCCUGUGCCGGCCCCGCCGCCCCCGCCCCCGGCCCGGCCCGCCGCCCGCUGCCCGCUGCCCGCUGCCGGCCGGACACACGCUCGGGCGGGCGGGCGAGCCAACGGGACCCCGGCGCGGGCCGCUCCCCGCCCGCCGGCUCCGGGCACCUGUGGCCGCCGGCGGACCCCGGCCGGACCCGGGCUGCACCCCCCCCCCCCGCCGGGCCCGCGAACGGGGCCCCCCCCCCCCCCCCCCACCAGCGGACCUCGGGCCGGACCCCCGCCCCGGCCGGCCCCCAGCCCCCUCCCCGGGCCGCCGACACCAACUUCUGCUCGCGAACUCCCUUCUGCCCCUUUUUUGGCCCAGGGCAACCUCGACAGCCCUGACAGCGACAGGCCCGCCGCAGUGCCCAGAAAGGCCCCCGGUGGCCCAGCGCCUCCCCGGCUCUUUCUGGAUGGAGGCGCCUCAGGAAGGAGCCAGCGGCCUGCACUCUCCCGCCGCUGCUGA